UUUCCACUCUGUAGAACAAAUAACAAUAGCAGCACUAAAAGCUGGGAAAUUCAUCCUCUAAUCUUCGAAAUUUCCAAGAUUUACUCACUGUUCUUCAAAUUUGUGCAGCUCCAAAAGCUGCCUUUGUUUUUUACUCGUCCUCUAAAAGAGUCGCCUUUUUUUUUCUUUGUUCGUCUUUUUUGACUUCCAAGUCCAGCCCAACAUGUCAAGUUUGAAUACCUCAUCAUGAGUUGAAACUUCUAAUCCCAAUCCAUUUCCACAUGCCAUUGGCAUACCAAUAUUAAUUCUUGAACUUCAAGUAGCUCUUAAACUCUUAAUGUCUUCUGAAGAUUCUUGAGGUCAUAGUGUUUUCUUGCAGGUACCUCUCCUCGUUCAUUGUUGGCAAGCGAAGGUUGGUGCAAGUUGAGCAUCGGAGUAGUUUCUUGCAGAUACCCUCUCGCUCAUCGUGUUGGCAAGCGAAGGUUGGUGCAAGUUGAGCAUCAGAGUAUUUUCUUGCAGAUACCCUCUCGCUCAUCGUGUUGGCAAGCGAAGGUUGGCGUCCGGCUUCUCAACGUGUGGAUUGAAGAUAUUUGUUAAAGAACUCGAAUUUUUUUGCUCCAACACAUCCUCACCAGUUCCUUGAUCAAUCAAAGAUAAUCAACAUGUGCUCAGAAACUAGUCCUCCCAGAUUAUCUUUCUCCCAUGACCUUGGACAACCAGAUGUUCUACCAGUUGGUCGGAGAGACGCAUCACUCUUGGACAUGAACUGUGACUUUGAGUUCAGCUUCAGCAGAAGCAGCUUCGAACGUCAGUCUUCCUCCGCCGACGAGCUGUUUUUGCACGGCGUAAUCCUCCCUAUGCAGCCGAAAGAAAAGGUUUCGAACAGCGAAGUCAAAAGUUAUUCUUCUUCUGCUCCUCUUCCAAGUCAUCUUCCAAUCUAUGACAAUCAAAAUCCAAAGAAAGAGAGCAAGAACUCGAAGGAAGAUAUAGAUUCGAGUUCCGAUCAUUUCGAGAAGAAGCCUCAGUCGAAAUCUUUCUGGGGAUUCAAGAGAAGCACCAGCCUCAAUCAAGAAAACAAGAAAAGUUUAUUUUGCUCAUUGCAACUCUUGUCAAGAAGCAACUCGACCGGAUCAGCUCCGAAUCCGAAAAAGGCUAUUUUUAAGGAUGUUCAUAAACAAAAACAGACGUCGAAUAUUUCAACGUUGAAGUCAGCAUCAUGUUCAUCAUCUUCUUCUUCAUCGUCGUCGUUGAACCCGCAUGCACCGCUGGUGCCGAGGCCGCCGUUGAGGAAGGGAUACAAUGGAUCGUCUUAUUACGGCAACGGGGUUCGAGUUAGUCCUGUGUUGAAUGUACCAUCUCCUUACAUUUCUAAAGGAACCGCAAAGCUCUUUUGUUUGGGUUCUUUUUUACACCCCGGUAAAGAUAAAAAGGGCAAGAAAUGACUUAUGUUCGAUUACAAGCGAUAUUACCAUUCUAGACUUUUGUUCACUUGCUUCCUUGUCAAAUGUUUCAGUGUACUUGGAAAGAAGGAAGCAAUGUUUAGCUUAUAGAAACUCACUUGUAAUACCGGUUGGUAGUUAAAUUUAGUAUACGUGAUUAGAUUGAGAUAUCGAGUUAAUAAUAUUAUUGAGUUAAAAGAGUGGAUGAAUAGAGGGGCUUGGAAGGUUUUAACGUGUUAAAAUGUCAUUAGAUAGGAGACACGACAUGUAUCCCUAUUAUUAAGGAUUUGUCUUCAUUGUGGUGGGAUAA
Messenger RNA from Pyrus x bretschneideri (Chinese white pear), 1728 nucleotides. RefSeq lists its product as uncharacterized. Bases 642 to 1421 code for a protein of 259 amino acids. The record is from RefSeq and is a predicted model, not a curated record. Lineage: Eukaryota; Viridiplantae; Streptophyta; Magnoliopsida; Rosales; Rosaceae. The transcript has 2 exons.